AUGAGUGAUUUUGGAGAAAUCCUGAGAGCUGUGGGAGAAUUUGGGCCAUUCCAGAAACGUUUGCUCAUGUUGAUAUGUUUGCCGAAUUUCUUCAUGGGUUUCCACUUGAUUGCUCAGAUUUUUACUGGUGCGAGUGUCCAACAUUAUUGUCAGACCAAUUGGAUCUUAAACAUCAGUGCUGGUCUGGCCAAAGAAGAACAAUUGCUCUUGACUCUCCCGAAGGAAAACAAUGGCUCUUACCAGAAAUGUGAAAUGUACAAGCCAAGUCCAGAUAAAGAUAUGGAUUGGAUACGAUUACACCUCAAUCAGUCUACAGUAGCAUGUGAAGAAGGCUGGGUAUACAACACCUCACAAUAUAGCUCGACAUUGGUAACAGAGUUUGAUCUGGUUUGUGAUGACAAUUGGUUAAAUCAGCUCUCACGGUCCGUUUCCAUGUUUGGACUUUUUGUUGGUGCCUUGGUAUUUGGUCCACUAGCAGACAGGUUUGGCCGACGCCCAAUUGUUUUGCUGUCACUGAUUCUUCAAUUCGCCAGUGCUGUGGGAGCAGCGUUUGUGCCAAGUUUCAACCUAUUCUUGGCUCUGCAGUUUGUUGUCGGUGCAUCGGUGUCUGGCAUGUUAAUUAACAACUUCGUCUUAGGUGCAGAAUGGUCUGGUGUAUCCCACCGAACACUUACAAUUGUCCUCUCGCACUGUGCCUUUUCAUUAGGGCAGAUCGUUCUGGCUGGACUGGCUUACGGGAUACGUGACUGGAGAAUGCUGCAACUAACUAUCUCAUGUCCAAUGAUUAUUUUUCUGCCUUAUAUAUGGGUCCUCCCUGAAUCUGCAAGAUGGCUUAUAACAAAAGGUCAAUAUGAAGCAGCCAAGAAGUAUAUAAUGAAUGCAGCAGUAAUAAAUAAAAGGGUGAUACCUGAAACAUUGUUUGACAAGCUUGUGACUGAGAAAGAAGUCCAGAAAGCCACCAUUUUGGAUCUUUUCAAGACAUCAAAGCUGAGGAGAAUUACAUUGACUUUAGUUAGCAUCUGGCUCAUAAACAGCUUUGUGUAUUAUGGAUUGGCCUUUAAUGUUGGGAGCUUUGGCGUGAACAUUUACUUAACACAACUCAUCUUUGGUCUGGUGGACCUUAUGCGUUUCUCUUGCAUUUGGCUGUUGAACAUAUUUGGUCGGAAAAAAUGUCAGGGAGGUUUCCUGUUGCUCAGCGGAAUCUCGUGCCUCUUUACAUUAUUUUUUCCAGAAGGUACGCCAUUAGAAGUCACUGUACUUGCUGUCAUUGCAAAACUGGGAAUCUCCUGCUCCUUCUCCACUGCCUACAUUUAUUCUGCUGAAUUAUUCCCAACUGUGAUCAGACAGAGUGGCCUUGGUUUGGUGUCCAUGUCAGCUCGGACAGCUGGCAUUUUUGUCCCCCUGUUUGUACUUCUCCAACAUGACUAUCCAGCUCUCCCUAUGGCCUUCUUUGGCUCUACACUAAUAGUUGCUACAGCCCUGACUACCCUGCUACCUGAGACUGCCAACAAAGAGCUACCAGAUCAAACCAGUCAAGUUGGAAAAACUAAAUGGAAAGUGAAUAGAAAGAAUGACUUAGAAAAUGGACACCAUCAGACUACAGGAGAAAACAGAAACUUUAUUGAGAGCACCCGAUUAUAA
This is a messenger RNA of Hemiscyllium ocellatum (epaulette shark), 1641 nucleotides long. It is a transcript of the gene slc22a13b, whose product is annotated as solute carrier family 22 member 13b. The transcript is spliced from 10 exons. Gene Ontology annotation, biological process: transmembrane transport. The record is from RefSeq and is a predicted model, not a curated record. The coding region runs from base 1 to 1641 and encodes 546 amino acids. Gene Ontology annotation, molecular function: transmembrane transporter activity. Gene Ontology annotation, cellular component: membrane. NCBI's taxonomy places the organism in Eukaryota, Metazoa, Chordata, Chondrichthyes, Orectolobiformes, Hemiscylliidae.